AUGUCACUUUACGCUAGGAGACGGUCCAGCUCGAAAUCUUAACCCGAGCGCUAAUCUAUAUACUAGGAAUUCAGAGAUUUUGAAUUCAAUGAGAAUCUUAAUAUAACAUAUGACAAUCAUACCAAUGAGUAACCUAGUUAAUCAAUAAAGUAUGUGGAACACAAGAAGUAUAAGAUAAACAGAUACUACAUGACAAAAUUCAUGACUGUAGUAUUCCUUGUUGGAAUGUAAAUUGGCUUUAUAAUACAUACUAUGGGAAUUCUCAUAGAUGUUUUCAUGCAGAAAUUCGGACUUGAUACCUCAUACAAGAACUAUUAUGCUUCGAUGUUUGGUUUUAUGGACAUGAUUGGAGCAGCGCUUGGAUCUUUAGCAGCAGGCAAGCUAAUGACGAUGGGAAGGAAAACAAGUUUAUAAAUAGGUACUUUUGUAGGAGUUAUUGGUACCCUAUUUUUCUAAUUCACAAUGAUUCAAGCACUUUAUUUCGGUAAAUUUCUUAAUGGAUUCGGCGUUGGAGUAUAUGCUGUAACAAUAUUAAGAUACAUAGAUGAGACAAUUCCCUAUCAUUUGUUCGACUUACUUUCCCCUUUAUUAAUGGUUGGAAUUUCAUUUGCUAGACUUACAACUUUCAUUUUUUACGCAAUUUUGAAUCCAGAUAAUUUGAAUGAAUAAAUGGUGGAGGAGCACUAUAUGAGAUCAGAAGCUUGGAGAAUAAUAGUAGCAUUUCCUCUAAUGCUGUACAUUGUCAUAGCAUUAGGUGUUCAUUUCGGAAUUGAGCAUGAUACUCCAAAGUUUGCAAUAAUCAAUGCUAAAUAUAACUAGGGAAGGAGAACUGUAAAAGAUAUCUACCAUCAUACUGAAGAUCCAGAUUAAGUUAUCUCAUUCUUGAAGAAACAUUAAAAUAAGUAUCCUGAUAAGGCAACACUAAGAUAAAAUUUUGGUUCAAAAGAGCAUUAGUAAACCACAAUUAUUCUCAGUCUAAUAAUGAUGUUUCAUCAGCUUUCAGGUAUAUAUGUAGUGCAUCUCUAUCAAGGUAGAAUCCAUAGGCAUUUAUACAGCACUCAUGAGUCAUAAUUAUCAGCAUUUCAAGCUUUGAUUUUGCUAGGAAUAUUUGGAUUUUGCAGUUGUGUCUACACUGUAUACUUCAUGAGAAAGUAUCCUAAGAAUAUUCAAAUAGUAACAGGGCAUAUCAUAAUGGCUAUUAUACAUGCUAUAUUAGCUAUGGGAUCUGCCAAUUAAUCAGAUGAAGUAGUCGUAAUUUUCCUACUUGUAUUUGUGAUAUUUUACUCGAUAUUUAAUUAUGCUGUUGUGUGGACAUAUGUGGCAGAGGUAUCAAAUAAUAUGUAACUUGCUUUUGCCUUUUUUAUUUACUGGUUGUUUUACGGAUUAGUUGGAGCUUUGAAUCCCUCUUUCACAAGGUAUAUUGAACCAUAAGGAGUAUUUAUGGUACACUUCCUUAUACAAAUUCUAGCUUUGAUAUUCGCUGUUCUUAAAUUGAAAAGUACUUAUGGAAUGUUUGAUUAUUAGAAAAAGACUGUGCUCUAGAGCCAACCAGAUGAAAAAGGUAAAAAUUAAUUAUCUGUCAAAGAUAUAAAUGAAGCAGACACUAAACUAAAGAAGAAAAUAUCUUUAGGACCAGUGUCCUUUUGA
This is a messenger RNA of Stylonychia lemnae, 1647 nucleotides long. Lineage: Eukaryota; Ciliophora; Spirotrichea; Sporadotrichida; Oxytrichidae. The record is from the annotation of a GenBank genome assembly.